GCUAGCGAGAAAAAUGGAGAAAACUGUCAAAAAUUUCCAAGCGUGCGGUUUUAAGAGAGCGUCAAUUUCAAUUCAUUUUUAAUGUUUUUAUUUAAAAAGUAUUUAAUAUAAUUGUUGUAAAUAAGAAAACUCGAAAGCGGGGCACAUUUGAACACAUAUAAAAUGGGAUCGUCUAAAAAGCAUAAGAAGCACAAAUCGGAGCGAAGAGAAAAAUAUGAAGAAUAUAGCAACAGUAUGGAUCCUUCUCAACUCCAACGUGGUUUGAAAUUAAUUCUAAAGGUUGGCUCUAAUUCCACACCAGAAUACAGUGGCGAUUCUCCGCUUGCCGGUCCGCCGACUGCCGUAGAGGCAAUGAUGUCUGCAGCGCCAAGUAGCCCCAUGGCACAAGAUGACCAACCGGAUGAAUAUCAUGGGGAAAAGCACAAAAAAUCCAAGAAGAAGAAGAAAAAGAAGGACCGAGAAAAGAAGCAUAAACAUCACAAAGAAAAACGACACCGGAGCGAACGGCAUGAACAAAAUAGUGCCGAAUAUCGAGAUGUUUCUGCCGAGUUGCCUAAUGAAGAGUGUAAAAUGGAAGAUGAGGUUCCAACGACAGCUGCUACUGUACCUGUUGCACAACGUAGCCCUAGAAAUGCGGUGCCACCAAUUGUUGAUGGUGGCGAUUCGAGCCAAGAUGGUUUCAGUUUUAUGGAAGAUGGAGAUUCGCAACCAUUGCCAGAAAAUAUACAUCUUUAUGCAAAUAUCACAACUGACAAUUCACCAUCUUGUCGACCAGUGUCAAAGCCGAUAGUGCCACGAAAAUGCGAUGAUAUUUUAUUAGACUCACCUGCAUCCUCUUCGAUGCAAUCUUCAUCAUUUGGUGCAGCGGCAAUUGGAGGAGUCAGUCCAACUAAACCUUUACAAGACUUAUUAAUUCCGUCACCAUCAGCCUCGACGGCAGCAUCAACUCCCGGUGGUACUAGUUCAUUUGCUGCGCUUACACCAAAGCCAUUAGAGGCACCAAAAACACCAAGCUCAUCAAGUGAAUCAGGUCGAGAACCACGUACUUGUGUACUUAAACUGAAACAACAAAAGUCUCCUUUGAAUAAGUUAUUAGAUCAUUUAUUACGUUUUCUUGAAAAACGUGAUCCUCAUCAGUUUUUUGCAUGGCCUGUUACUGACGACAUAGCACCCGGUUAUUCUUCAAUAAUUACUAAACCGAUGGAUUUUUCUACCAUACGUCAAAAGAUCGACGAUAGUGAGUACAGCACUUUGACAGAAUUCACUGAUGAUUUCAAGUUGAUGUGCGAGAAUGCCAUCCGUUAUAACCAUGUUGAUACCGUUUAUCAUAAGGCCGCAAAACGGCUGCUACAAGUGGGCACGAAACAUCUCAUGCCUGAAAAUUUAAUACGGAGUCUUAAACCGUUAUCGGGUUACUUGCGUGACCUAACAGCGCGAGAACUAGGUUUCGAUUUACAAGGUGAUUUUGGUAAUUACGAUCACCAUGCUGCUAUUGACUCGGCAGAUGAGGGCGCCUCCACCGGAGCCGAAGAGCCAACUCCUGCACAAUUAGAAGAGGAGGAAAAACGACGUGCACUUCGUCUGGAAAAUGAACCAAAAACACGUUUUGAACCCUAUGUAGAUGAUCUAACUUCCGAAGAGAUACUGGCACAAGUGCAAGGAGCGGCACUAGCUGCCAAAAAGAGACUAUCUGCUAAAGAGAAAGCCCAUAAAAUGGGUUUCUUGCGGCAGAAUAGAGAUGGAACCACCUCGUUAAAUUUACUUAUUAAAGAUGAAAAUGAGGGACCAGAAAAGGUGGUUACGCUUGGUGAAGUAGUGGGCAAAUUGCAGUCUGGCUCCGGACAAUUGUUUACUGCGCGAGAAGAUAAACGCAAUGACGCGAAAAUGGUGAAACCACUCAAUUACGGCGCAUUUGCUUCAUUUGCUCCAAGCUUUGAUUCACGAUUUUCAAAUUUAAGCCGAGAAGAAACUCAAUUGGUUAUGCGAACUUAUGGUGAUGCUACAAGCACAGAGUAUGCUGAAAGCAUAUUGGAAUUCACCAAAAAUUCAAAUUAUGCACUAACUCUGGCUAAUGGCCUCUUGGACAUGCUGACUAAUGGUGAGCACAGUAAAACCAUGUCAGAUCUUUAUGAUAUGCAAGUACAAAACCACGAACAGAAUGAAGUAUUCAAGUGCUUUAGUGCAUGCGGUGGAUUUGGUGGUCUUCAAACUGUUAACACAGUAUCUGAGACGCGCGAACAAAUUGAGGAAGAAUAUGAAAAGUACAAAAACACGCGUAUUGAUUUCAAUCGCUUACGUACCCUCAAAGAUCUGGGCAUUGAUAUCGAUUUUUUGGAUAACAUCGAAUCUGAAAUGAAAAACUUCGAAUUGACUCGUCGUCUACAGGAGCAUUUAAGCAAUAAUCUAAACUUAAUUGAAAAAUUACGUGCUACCCAACAUGAGCGAUUGUCGCAACCAUUGCCUCAACAUUUGGCUUUUGUGCCACAAGCCGGUGCUGAGGAACUGCAUCUGGCACACCAAAUCACACAGCAACUCAGUGAUGCUGCUAAGAAACUACCACCAUCGGCCGUAGUAGAUCCAUACAGUCUUCGCAAAGCGAUGGGAAUGUCCAAUGUUGGUCUACCACCUCCUCCUCAACCUGCCAAUCAGCGUGUCACAUUGCCAGAAGUCCUUCAACAACCAGUAUCAAUGCCUCAAAUACAACUAGCUUCACAAAAUUCCACUAUUAGUAUCUCAAGUGAAGAUCCAUCUAAUGUUCCUGGCACUGGUAUGCGUAUGGAAAUAGAUGAUGAGGAAUUACGAGAAAUUCUGGAAAGCGGCAACAGCGAUUUAAAUGCACCCACCAGUACCGAUGAAAAUCCUUGGUUAUAGAGAGGGGAGACAACAAGAAGAAUUAUGUACCCAUAGUUUGUUAUUCCCAUUACAUUUACUGAUAAAUAUUUUUAUAAUUGUUUUUGUCAACAUAAAAUAAAGGCAAAACGCUUCUCAAUAAUUUAAACAAAAAUAUAUGUUUACUUAUUUCAAACAUAGAAGUCCAGAUGAGGUGUAAUAUAUUCUCGAACUGUUCCCAAGAUUAGUUAUAAAUUGAAAAUAAAUCGCCUAAUAGGGUUAAAAUUAGUUAUCGAAUUCAGCUAUCAUCUAUCGAUUAUGUGUAAACGAUAUCUACCAUCUCUACGUCUAAGCACGUUUUGUUUUCACGAGUUUCCAUACGCGGUUUAGAUUAUUUUGAAAAACAUCUAAUUACAAUAUAUAGUAGAAUUCCGCGCGGAUAACGAGAACAAGUAAUAUGGAUAAAAAUACAGAGGACAGCCCUUUAGUCCAUGUUGACACAGCCACUAUUAAAAGCACUGGU
Molecule: messenger RNA, 3352 nt
Organism: Zeugodacus cucurbitae (melon fly)
Lineage: Eukaryota; Metazoa; Arthropoda; Insecta; Diptera; Tephritidae
Gene: Brd7-9
Product: bromodomain-containing protein 7
Exons: 5
Coding region: 163-2871 (902 amino acids)
Biological process (GO): regulation of transcription by RNA polymerase II
Cellular component (GO): nucleus
Source: RefSeq, a predicted model, not a curated record